This is a messenger RNA of Opisthorchis viverrini, 1653 nucleotides long. RefSeq lists its product as hypothetical. The transcript has 7 exons. Gene Ontology annotation, cellular component: proteasome complex; proteasome regulatory particle, lid subcomplex. Gene Ontology annotation, molecular function: enzyme regulator activity. Lineage: Eukaryota; Metazoa; Platyhelminthes; Trematoda; Opisthorchiida; Opisthorchiidae. The record is from RefSeq and is a predicted model, not a curated record. The coding region runs from base 1 to 1512 and encodes 503 amino acids. Gene Ontology annotation, biological process: regulation of protein catabolic process; ubiquitin-dependent protein catabolic process.
AUGAAAGGCGAGGUUCAGGCUCCUGCGGAGAUAGAUGUGGGUGACGCUACCGCGUCCGACAGGUUGGCAAAUGGAUUUACUAGUGAUGGGGAUGUGAAAAAAGACGUGGACCAACUCACAUUGGAAGACAUUCGUGAGCAGAUUCGUUAUAUCGAAAAGGCAGUUGCGACAAAGGAAUUGAAUUACAUCACCCGGGUGAUUCGGAGCCUAACAUCUGUUCGCCGUAAACUGAACCAUAAUGUAUUGCGCGGGCUCGUUCAGGGGUACUUCCCGAGCCCAUCGCCUCAAAAAGCUUAUUUCAUGGAGUUUCUACCCGAGGCGAUGGAUACAGACUGUGCAGUCUCACCGUUUCGACCAAGAAGUGGGAAACAAAAUGUACCUUUGUUGCCGGAGGUGGAAGCCUACCUACAUCUGCUCUUGCUGAUAUUUCUUAUCGACGAAAAGCACUAUAAAGAGGCAACGAGGUGUUCUGAUCUGCUGAUGGAAAGGAUAAACAUGACCAACCGGCGUUCGAUGGCGCUGCUUGCCAGUCGAUGCUAUUACUACCAUAGUCGAAGUUACGAACUGGUCGAGCGUCUAGAAGCCGUUCGACCUUUUCUUCAUGCUCGCUUGUGCACCGCUACCCUCAGAUCGAACUACGAAUCCCAAGCCGUUCUGAUCAAUCUUCUGCUCAGAAACUACCUACACUAUCAACUGCACGAACAGGCUUUCAAAUUGGUCAGUCGAGUGGUUUUUCCAGAAAGUGCUCCAAACAACGAAUGGGCCCGGUAUCUGUACUAUCUUGGGCGCAUAAAGGCAAUUCAGCUAGACUAUUCUGCCGCCCAUGAGCAUUUGGUGGCUGCUCUGCGCAAGGCCCCUCAAAAUGCCGCAAUCGGGUUCAAGCAGGCUCUACACAAGUUGAACACCGUGGUUGAAUUGCUACUGGGUGAUCAACCAGACCGGUCAGUUUUUCGUCAGGCACAUUUCAAAGCAGCUCUUCAACCUUACUUCCAACUGACGCAGUCCAUUCAUGCUGGUGAUUUGGGUCGGUUCAGUGAGGUUGUGCGGGUUCACGGAGCUCAGUUCUCCGCUGACCGAACGUAUACUCUCAUUAUCCGCUUACGUCACAAUGUAAUCAAAACGGGAGUUCGCCGUAUCUCUUUGAGUUAUUCACGCAUUUCACUUGCCAGUAUAGCUGAGAAGCUGCAGUUGGGCAACGCCAAGGAUGCAGAAUACAUUGUAGCUAAAGCCAUACGAGAUGGUGUAAUUGACGCAAGUAUCAAUCACGAGAAACAGUAUGUAACGACGAAGGAAACCUUAGAUUUGUACUCGACAAGAGAACCUUUUGAUCAAUUUCACCAGCGCAUCCGUUUCUGUUUGGGGAUCCACAACCAAGCCGUCAAGGCGAUGCGCUAUCCACCGAAGCAAUAUAACAAAGAUGUGGAGUCCGCCGAGGAGCGGCGCGAACGUGAGCAACAAGAAUUGGAGAGUGCGAAAGAAUUGUCCGAGGAUGAUUUCGAUGGGUUUCCUUAAACUGUUUUAUCCAAUUCUCAUUGUCAACCCAACUUUAUGCACAGUCAUUACAAAUGUUAGUUUCAAAGUUGCCUAUCCUUGCAGUGUACACCGGGUAAAGCGAAAUAAUUGCUACCGGAAAUCCAUCAUAUGUACCCUUUG